CAUGUAGAGCAGCGCAGCGAGCAGCGCGGAGAGAGAGAGACAGAGACAGAGACACGAGGAGCAGCGGCGGAGAUUACGAGCCUCACACCGCGUUUCAGAGCUCUCACACCGGCCACAGCCUGAGGGAAAUUACCGAGAGCUGAACGAGAGACCGAGCUGAGCGAGAGUACGAGCGGUGUCGGGUUCGGGAGAGACAGGGAGACGGCGGGAGGAGGCGAGGGACGGGUCGGAACCGGUGGAAAUAUAAUCUGUAAACUCCAUUUGCUGAAGCGGAUCCGGAGCUGAGCAGCGCUGUAGCUGAUUCUCCAGCCCGCCAGAGAGCUCACCACUGCCCGGAUACCUCCUCAUGCAGAGCCGCUGAGCUUUAUGGACGAUUUGUUUUGGUGUUUUUUGAAAUAUUUUGUUAAUUUGACAUUUUUUACCAGUUUUUGAACUGUUUCUUGACCCCCCACGGGACACAGAAAGAAAGCUACAGUCAUUUAGACGCUUGAAAACGAAUUUACUCGGCUGUAAAAGAGUAGGGACGAUGGUGAACCCCGGUGGCAGUGCCCAGGCGGCUCCGGUUGGCGCAGGCUCGAUGUCGUGGAAGCGGUGUGCAGGCUGCGGGGGGAAGAUCGCGGACCGUUUCCUGCUCUACGCCAUGGACAGCUACUGGCACAGCCGCUGCCUCAAAUGCUCCUGCUGCCAAGCCCAGCUCGGAGAAAUCGGCACUUCCUGCUACACCAAGAGCGGCAUGAUCCUCUGCAGAAACGACUACAUCAGGUUAUUUGGAAACAGUGGGGCGUGCAGUGCUUGCGGUCAGUCCAUCCCAGCCAGCGAAUUGGUCAUGAGGGCACAGGGCAAUGUGUACCACCUCAAGUGUUUCACGUGUUCUACCUGCCGGAACCGGCUGGUCCCCGGAGACCGGUUCCACUACAUCAACGGCAGCUUGUUCUGCGAACACGACAGACCCACAGCACUCAUUAACGGCCAUUUGAGUUCACUGCAGACCAACCCACUACUGCCCGACCAGAAGGUGUGUUAGAGGGGCGGAGCUAAACCAGUGGGACGUGUGCCUUCAUUCCAACCCUCGCUCAUAUUGUCACUGAAGUUCUCUCAGUCCUGACCGCCACCCUCUCCCCUCACCUCCGGAGCCGACCGUGAACCCGCAUUCUCCACCAAUACUCAACUCUGCUAAACUACUCCAUUUACCCCCCUCCCCCUCUCUCUGAUAUCCCACAAUUCCUCUCCACGCCCCCAAAACCCCGAUCAUAGGCGGAUUCCCAGCGCAGAUGCGCUUCUGAAGGAAAUCUGAGGCCUCCAUGAACUCCGUGAUUUACAGGAGACACAUCGGACCCCGAGGGACUCAAAGACACAAAGAGAAAGACGAGAGAGAAAACGUGAGACAAACAGAGAGAGAGAUAUAGACUAAGCAAAAAAGGACAUUUCGGGUAAAGAGAAGGAAACAAGAAAGAACGAGAAAGAGAGAGAGAGAAAAUAAGAGGAACAAAGCUAAUCAGCAGCAGCUUUCUGACUGCCGAAUGGUGGUUCGAGUCUUAAGUUUGUUUGAUAAUUCCUAAGGGAUAAUUCCGAAAAAACCAGACUGCUUUUUUCCCUUUUUACUGUUAUUUUUGCUCUUUACUUCCGUAUCUAUUCUCUUUUUUCCUUCACAAACGCGGUAUCUCCUCUUUCUAUAUUUUAAAUGUUGUAAAGGGAAUGUGUUUCAUUUUUUGGGGUGAUUUAUGAAAAAUCAAAAAGACUGGGUUCCAAGAAGUAUCCGUGGCUUUUUUUGUGCAGAUCCGAUCAUGAACACUCUUGGUGUAUUUGUAAAACUAUCAUGUAUGUAUGCAUGUAAAUGUUUUUGUCCCAACGUGGCUACCGUACAUUCUCCACCCGACGAACAACUAAAAUCCACACCCCCCACCCGACCCGACCCAACCCCACCCCACCCCCUCCUCUUAUCUGAACCUGGAACAUUUGCGGCGACAGAUGAAAAAAGAUGCUCAUAGCCGUCGACUUAUAAAUGCUGAAUGAGAGAGAAAUCUAUUUGUGAUAUUUUCAGAGACAUUUGCUCCAGUAUGGUGUAUUUAAUUAAUAAAAACGUUAAGAUUAAAAAAAA
Astyanax mexicanus (Mexican tetra) is the source of this 2098-nucleotide messenger RNA. RefSeq names its product LIM domain only 4b (gene lmo4b). NCBI's taxonomy places the organism in Eukaryota, Metazoa, Chordata, Actinopteri, Characiformes, Acestrorhamphidae. The transcript has 5 exons. The record is from RefSeq and is a predicted model, not a curated record. Bases 527 to 1024 code for a protein of 165 amino acids.